CCCAAAAAGAAAUUGUCAAAAAUUCUGAUCGGGUAAUUCGAAAAUGGCACCAGAACCUGAGGAUGAGAUCAAGGACGAGAAGAACCCAAGGCCACUCGAUGAAGAUGAUAUUGCCCUCCUUAAGACAUAUGGCUUGGGACCUUAUUCUACAAGCAUAAAGAAAGUUGAGAAGGAAAUCAAGGAGAUGGCGAAGAAGAUUAAUGAUCUAUGUGGUAUCAAGGAAUCUGACACUGGUUUAGCUGCUCCCAGCCAAUGGGAUCUUGUUUCUGAUAAGCAAAUGAUGCAGGAGGAACAACCUCUUCAGGUUGCAAGGUGUACGAAGAUAAUCAAUCCUAACACUGAAGAUGCAAAGUAUGUUAUCAAUGUCAAACAAAUUGCAAAGUUUGUUGUUGGCCUAGGUGAUAAAGUUUCACCUACUGAUAUUGAAGAAGGCAUGAGAGUUGGAGUUGAUCGAAAUAAGUAUCAAAUCCAGAUUCCCUUGCCUCCAAAAAUUGAUCCAAGUGUUACGAUGAUGACAGUGGAGGAAAAGCCAGAUGUAACCUAUAAUGAUGUUGGUGGAUGUAAAGAGCAGAUUGAAAAGAUGCGGGAGGUUGUUGAGCUGCCCAUGCUUCACCCUGAAAAAUUUGUGAAGCUAGGGAUUGAUCCUCCAAAGGGUGUACUGUGCUAUGGUCCUCCCGGUACUGGUAAAACUCUGCUGGCCAGAGCUGUGGCAAAUAGAACUGAUGCAUGCUUUAUUCGAGUUAUUGGAAGUGAGCUUGUCCAAAAAUAUGUUGGCGAGGGAGCUAGGAUGGUUCGCGAACUAUUUCAGAUGGCACGCUCUAAAAAGGCAUGCAUUGUAUUUUUCGAUGAAGUAGAUGCCAUUGGCGGUGCACGGUUUGAUGAUGGAGUGGGUGGAGACAACGAGGUCCAGCGAACCAUGCUUGAAAUUGUAAACCAGCUUGAUGGAUUUGAUGCUCGUGGCAACAUUAAAGUUCUUAUGGCAACUAACAGACCUGAUACUCUUGAUCCGGCGCUCUUACGUCCUGGACGGCUGGAUCGCAAAGUAGAGUUUGGACUGCCUGAUCUAGAGAGUAGGACGCAGAUAUUCAAGAUACACACACGAACAAUGAAUUGCGAGAGGGAUAUUCGGUUUGAACUACUUGCCCGGCUUUGCCCAAAUUCUACUGGAGCUGACAUAAGAAGUGUGUGCACUGAGGCUGGUAUGUAUGCUAUUCGCGCAAGGAGGAAAACUGUCACGGAGAAAGAUUUCUUAGAUGCUGUAAACAAAGUGAUCAAAGGCUACCAGAAAUUUAGUGCAACCCCAAAGUAUAUGGUUUAUAAUUGAUAGCUUUUCUUUGUUGAAUUUCACUUUGCUGUAAUAUGCUGGCAUCAUGGGUACUUUUGCAUGGGGAUCGCCUCUCACCUGCUGUAACUGUGGUGGAGACGUUUCUACUUCUAGUGUGUAUGCCAAUCUGCUGACUUUGGCUGUAUUUUCAUUUAUUUCUGUCAAAGUAUUCCCAGCAAACUUGAGUGUAUUAUGCAGUCUUAAAAUUACAGGUUUCUCAUUGUUGAUGUGAUUGAUUGUCA
Messenger RNA from Sesamum indicum (sesame), 1566 nucleotides. RefSeq names its product 26S proteasome regulatory subunit 7A. The record is from RefSeq and is a predicted model, not a curated record. Lineage: Eukaryota; Viridiplantae; Streptophyta; Magnoliopsida; Lamiales; Pedaliaceae. Gene Ontology annotation, molecular function: ATP binding; ATP hydrolysis activity.